CGACGUUCAUCUGUCAAAAAACAAUAUGGCAAUGGCUCAUUGAUGAGCAAUAGAAUUUUAUAAAUAUUUUUGAAUGAUUAAAAGAUUUGUUGUGUAUUAAUCAAGUUCAGUUUUAAUGAAGUUUUGUGAUGAACGGAAUGUUACCUUCUUUUACACCACCGGUGGUUAAACGACUGUUAGGCUGGAAAAAAGGCACAGACGCCGAUGACAAAUGGUGUGAGAAAGCAGUGAAAAGUUUGGUGAAAAAAUUAAAAAAGUCAGGUGCUUUGGAGGAGUUAGAACGCGCUAUUUCUUCGCAAAAUCCCAAUACUAAGUGUGUAACUAUACCCAGGGUACGUCCCAAUGCUGAGAUAGGGAACCUGCAGCAACAGCGUAAGGGGUUACCUCAUGUUAUUUAUUGUCGUUUAUGGAGGUGGCCUGAACUUCAGUCACAUCAUGAGCUAAGGUCUUUGGAUCAUUGUGAAUAUGGUUAUGCUUUAAAAAAGGAGGAGGUUUGUGUUAAUCCAUACCAUUACACAAGAAUCGAGACCCCAGCACUACCUGCAAUUUUAGUACCUCGUCAUACAUUAGGUGAUGAAAAUAAUUUAUUUCCCCAUUCUCUUGAGGAUUUGAGCACUUCUGUUCCAGAGAAUACUUCUUUUCCCCACCACAAUACUAAUACGUUAGUAGGAUUGCACCUGCAGCACCCCACCACUUACAUGGAUACGGUAGGCAUAUGUCCCACUCCGACAAAUAUGGAAUCACCUCACAGUGUAGUUCCUCCGACAGAGACACCCCCUCCUGGAUAUAUGUCAGAAGAUGGAGAUCCUAUUGAUCCAAAUGACAACAUGAGUAUGUCAAGAAUCACCCCUAGUCCUCCAGUUGAUGCUCAACCAGUGCUUUACUGUGAACCAGCUUUCUGGUGCAGUAUCAGUUACUACGAACUGAAUACAAGGGUAGGAGAGACCUUUCAUGCAAGUCAACCUUCAAUAACUGUAGAUGGUUUCACAGAUCCCAGCAAUUCUGAAAGAUUUUGUUUGGGCUUGCUGUCAAACGUAAAUCGUAAUACAGUAGUAGAACAAACUAGACGGCAUAUAGGAAAGGGAGUAAGACUGUAUUAUAUAGGUGGAGAAGUGUUUGCUGAAUGUUUGAGUGAUUCCAGUAUUUUUGUACAAUCUCCAAAUUGUAAUCAAAGAUAUGGCUGGCAUCCUGCUACAGUUUGUAAAAUACCACCAGGAUGCAAUUUAAAAAUUUUCAAUAAUCAGGAAUUUGCGGCGUUGUUAUCACAAUCAGUUAGUCAGGGAUUUGAAGCAGUUUAUCAGUUGACAAGAAUGUGUACGAUAAGAAUGUCCUUUGUCAAAGGAUGGGGAGCAGAGUAUAGGAGACAGACUGUAACGUCAACACCUUGUUGGAUAGAGCUACACUUGAACGGACCGCUACAGUGGUUAGAUCGAGUACUCACUCAAAUGGGAUCACCCAGGUUACCAUGUAGUUCGAUGUCGUAAUUGUUUAAGUUUUGCUCUGUCGGUUGUCUGACAGAAACUGUGAAUCGAUUUUAAAGUUGUGAGAGUUGAGUGUUUUUUCCUAUUGUAAGUAAUAAUAUUAGGAGCUACUGUUUUAAAAAUAGAAGACUAUCUCUGUGUUUUGGUAGUUUUAAAUUAUGGCUACUGUAUUAUUUGUGUUUCGAUAUCUUUGAUAAAAGUGUCAUUGGCAUAUGUUAAAUAAUUUGAUUAUUUAUCGCCAUAACAAAGGUACGUUUACAAUAUGGAAAAAAUGUUUUAUUAUAUUUUACUGAUAAAAUUGCAAUAAUUUUCAUAACUGAUAAAAAUAAGAUUUUAAUAAAGGUUUGUUAUAUUUAUCAAAUUAAUAACAUACACUGCCAGUUAAUUAUUAUCAAUCCGUUAAUCUUUUCACUCUGGAAAGAUGCAAAUAAGUUUUAUAAUGGGGAAAAAGUAUAUCACUUGCGAUCAACAAUGCUCUGCAUCAGAUCCAUCAAGUAUAAUAAAACUAUUAAUUUUUAGAGAACAAUAAAAUGCUUUAAAAUGAAUGACAGUUAAUAUUUCAUUCUGUUUCAUAGACGACCAUCACCCUCUUACGUACGAUUCCCCCUUAUGGGAUCUUCAGAGAGGCUUAUGAUCUGCUUUGAAUCAAGAUCUUUUGAUUUGAUCAUAACUGAUAACUAAUAGACUAAGAGCCGCUAUAGGUGAAAUUUCUUAAUCAUUUUAGGCACGAUGGGACCCUAUAACUUAAAUAGUAGAACCUAAAAGAAAACGUUUGAACAGUGUGCCGUCACUUUUUAGUGGCACAUGCGUCGACAGUGGCGCAUCAAACUUUCCACUUAUGGACGGGAUAAAUAAAUUAAAAGUUACCCUCCCUUACUAACAGAAUUAUUUUUUUUAUUUUUUAAGUUUUAUGUGAUUAACACAUAGGAUUCAGCGUAAUUUUAACCCACCACCCUCUUCCCCCUGCCCCCACCAUCAAAAACUUCAUUUUUCGUUUUUAUUUUUUUUAUUUUUUUGGUGGGAUGCAAUCAGUUUUAAAAUUACAAAAAAUUCACACGCAUAGCUGAGGCUUUUAUAAAACAUCCCUAUUUUUAUAGACCCAUAGGUAAAGUGUACAUAACCUCAAAAAAUUAAAAGAAUUUUUUUUUCAAAAAUGCGUAUAACUUUUUUUGAGGAAUAGCUGCAGGUCGAAUUUUUUCUUAAUAUUGUGUGUUUUCUCAAACACUAUAUUUUAUUUUUUUUUUCAGAUUUUUCCGUAAGGCUCCCCACCUUCAAAAAUCCGAAAAACUAUUUUUUGGGGGUGUUGGGGGAUUUUCCCUAUUUUAUAGACUUCAUAAUAUAUUAAAUCAAUUUUGUUUUUAUAGGUUAUAUGUAACUUGAAGUAACUGAGUCCUUUAGAAUAUUUAAAAGUCAGAAAACACGUUCAAACCCCCCCAAAAACCCCUUAAAAACAGUUUUUUGGAUUUUUGAAGAUGACCAGCGUUACACAAAAAUCUAAAAAAAAUUAGAAAUAUAGUGUUUGAUAAAAUACACCAGACUAAGAAAAAAUUAGAUCUGCAGCUAUCCCCAAAAAAAAGUUAUAUACUUUUUUCCAAAAAAAAAUUUUUUUCAUUUUUUGAGGUUAUGUACACUCAACCUACAGGUCUAUAAAAAAUAGACGUGUUUUAUAAAAGCCUUAACUAUGCGUGUGAAUUUUUUGAAAUUUUAAAAUUGAUUGCAUUUCACAAAAAAAAAAUAAAAUCGAAAAAUAAAGUUUUUGAUGGUGGGGGCAGGGAGAAGGGGGUGGUGGGUUAAAAUUACGAUGAAUCUUAUAUCUUAAUCACAUAGAAUUUAAAAAAAUGAAAAAAAUUAAAUUCUGGUAAUGAGGGAGGGUAUUUUUUAAUUUAUGUGUCCCGUCCAUAAGUGGAAAGUUUGAUGCGCCACUGUAGACGCAUGUGCCACUAAAAAGUGACGGCACAGUGCUCAAACGUUUUCUUUUAGGUUCUACUAUUUAAGUUAUAGGGUCCCGUUGUGCCUAAAAUGAUUAAAAAAUUUCACCUAUACGUUGUGAGCUCGUACGUAGAGGGGAUAUUUACAAAUUCGCGAGCGCCAGUAGUGGCAAGUAUGUAAACGUUUACCGGAAAUUUGAUAUAAAUGUCAAAGUGAUUAAUUUAAAAUUAAAAUUAAAAACAUUAAUUAUAAAAAAUAUUAGUUGGUCAAAGCUGUGGUAUAUAUUUUUACCUUAAAUAUGCUUACGUUUUAAAUGCUGAAUUUAAGUUUUUUUAAUGUUCCGUAAUAUGUAAUUAUAAAUUAAUCUGCGCCAUCUACACGAUAAUUGUGAAAUUAUCCGAAGUAAGAAAUUCAUAUUUUAUCAAUAGAACGUCAAAAUGAUUAGCAAAAUCUUAAAAAAAUCGAUUACAAUUUAAUUACUUUUUUGCGUUGUAAAUAUUAAGCGAUAACAAUUAAAUAAUAAAUUUAAAAAUUACCGGUGAAAGUUGAAUUAGUAAUCCGCCAGGAGCGACACCAGCGAAGCUCAGGGCGAAUAGCGGCUCUUAGGGCCGGUUGUUCGAACGCUAAUCAACACUGAUCACUAUCAAAUAUUUAAUUACUGUCACAACUGUCAAUGUCAACUUUGGUUGGGUUGCUGAAAACAUAAUUUAUUAUAAUUAUGAGAUUAGUUAAUCAAUUAACAUAACAAUUAUUAACAUAAUUGAUUAAUUAAUUUCAUAAUUGUAAUCAAUAACAUUGUUUUCAGCAACCCAAUCAAAGUUGACAUUGACAGUUGUGAAAGUAAUUAAAUAUUUGAUAAUGAUCAUUUUUGAUUAGCGUUCGAACAACCGGCCCUUAGUCUAUAACUUUAUUUUAUUUUUCACUCGAAAUAAAUAUUUUUAUCCUCUAUAUUUGAAGCAAUGAUUUAAUUUUUUUAUAUUCGAUUAGAGAUUUCCAGAUGUGGUAGUGACAUUUUAGUGGAGCACUAUAUUUACUGAGACGUCAAAAAAAAUCGUAAUUAGAGUAGGCUAUGGAAUUUACAUUUAAAUGACAAUUCAAUGUUGAAUUAACAAUUCAACAAUUUUAUGAGCAAAUGUUUCUUAAAAACCUAUGUUUUGUUGAUAAUCUAUUAUACACUGCGAGUCAGAGAAAACGGGCACCCCAAAAAAUGCUCAUUUUUGAUGUCUCGUAUCUCCUAAACCUGUUGUGCGAUUUAAGUAAUUUUUUUAAUAUGUACCAUUUUUUAGCAAUAUCGCUGUAAUAAUAUUGUUGCUGAAUAGGUAAAUAUUCAUUGUAUACCGGGUGUACGAAUCAAACUGUGUUUUUUUCUUAAAGUUCGCAACACCCUGUGGAAUAUUCUAGCAUUUAUAAAAUACUGAAAUUAAAACCCAACUAUAGCCUCAGGUUUUCUUAACAUUCUGUUUUUGAUUCAUUCUUUUAUGUUUGAUAAUACAAAAGUUAGGUACUUUAACAACUAGUCAACUAGCCAUGUUCUUCAUCAGUACAAGUUGUUUCUAAAUAAGUGCGACAAACUUUAAGAGGUAAUUCUUCAUGAAAAAAUAAUGUCCAUCUGUUUUAUAAACAUAUAUCCGCAAAUGCUUCGUUUCCGCGAUAUGGGAUGUUGCAUGGUUUCUUACAAACUGACGAUUUAUUUAUUGCCCGAAAACCGGUUGAGAUAUGCAAAUGAAAUGUGCUGGGCUUUAAGAGACAGUUAUUGCGCAUUUUUUGACAUGCAAUUAAGAAUUUUAUAAUCAAGCCAAUGGUGAAUAUAAAAUUAAUAAUUGUAUAUCAAAAAAUGUGCAAUAGCUACGUCUCAAAAUCCACCAAAUUUCAUUUACAUAUCUCAACCGAAAGCAAUAAAUAAAUCGUCAAUUUGUAAGAAAAAAUUCAACAUUCCGUAUCUCGGAAACGAAGCGUGUGCGGACAUAUAAUUAUAAAGCAAACUGUCAUUAUUUUUUACUGCAGAAUUACCCCUUAAAGUUUGUCGCACUUAUUUAGAAACACCCUGUACUGAUGAAGAACAUGGCUAGUUGUUAAAGUACCUAACUUUUGUAUUAUCCAACAUAGGCGAAUGAAUCAAAAAACAGAAUGUUAAGACACUAUAAUCGGAACUAUUACCUGAGGCUAUAGUUGCGCUUUAAUUUCAGUAUUUUAUAAAUGCUAGAAGAUUCCACAGGACAGGGUGUUGCGAACUUUCAAAAAAAAAAACAGUUUGAUUCGUACACCCAGUAUACAAUGAAAAUUUAUCUGUUUAGCAACAGAACUAUUACAGCGAUAUUGCUAAAGAAUAAGGCUAUAACAUAUUAAAAAAAUUACUUAAAUCGGACGACAGGUUCAGGAUAUACAAGACAUAAAAAAUGAUCCAUUUUUUGGGGUACCCAUUUUCUCUUACGCGCAGUAUAUUUACAAAUUAUAGUAUUAAAAAUAAAAUUUCUAUAUUUUUCCAUGUAGAGUACAGUAUAUAAUUAAUUGAUUAUUAAAUUAUUUGGCAUAUGUACCAUUAACGGAGGAUGAUUUAAUACACAACUUAUUUACAUAGUUGUAGGGUUGUUGGUAUGAUGUAAAUGAGAAAUUUAGAGAAAUCUUUACAGUUUUGUAUAUAUUAUAUUACAUACAUUUUGUCUGAUCUUUUUAUCUUAACCUUUUAAAUACCAGAGGUAUUCAAACAAAAAUUGCAUUUUAAAAUUAGUUACAAUCUUAGAGGGUAUUUCACAACGGGGUAUUUUAUUUUAAUUUUGAAAUCUGCCUCGGUUCUUUAUCACAGAAAUGUAAAGUGGCAAAGUGUUUUACUGGGUCUUUAAAAAGUUAUUACCAAUGAAAAUCGUAUCAAAAUCUUUCUAUAAAUCUAAAAAAACCAUCUAAAAAAACUAAUAACUUUAAACAUAGGAAAUGCUUCAUAAAAUUGAAGUAUGGUAAUAGUACUUUUCGAUAGUAAUAUAAAAUAUAAUAUGGUGAUCCAUUUAAAAAUUAGCAAGAAAAUAUUAUAUACUGAAUUCACUCUACCGAGAUUCACUUUGACACAUUCGGAAUAGGAAACAUACAACACAAAAAUUCCUACCUCACACUAUUAACUGCUAAAAUUAACUUAAUCUUUCAUUAAAAAAGAAGAAUUAUUAGCAAUAGUGGGAGUGUCUACUAAUCUCAUAAAAUUUUGUGGAGUUUAUUUCUACAAAAUAUUUUUAUUUUGUACAAUAAAUAAUUUUCUCAUUUGAUAUCAAUACAUUAUAAUGGUGUAAAUAAAUAAUUAUUGAUUGGCGUAAGGAUUAUGUUAUUUUUAUGUCUGUUUACUAUUAAUAAUAUUGGCUAUGAGCAGGUGCGUUGGUUGUGUAGUAAUUUCCAGUUACUUCUGACAACUGAACUUCCCAAAAAAGAAAUUACUAACGUCAGUGUCAAAGUGAAUCUCGAUAGAACGAAUUUAGAUAUUUGCGUUUUGACUUACCCGGGUAGAUAUAGUGACAUGCCAUACCCGUUCCAGUUGUGUUGAAUCAGGUUCUGAGGUUCUUCAAUUAGGAUGGUCUUCUUCCUGGACCCCCGUUUUCCAAAUAUUGUUCAUUGCAGGACGACUUAUAGGAGGGCAUAUCUGGAUUCAUUUCGCAUGUGUCCGAAAUAUUAUAACUUUCGGGGUUUGAUGGUCGUCAGUACCUCUUGAUUCUUUUUCAUUCUUCUCAGGACCUCCUCUUUUGUGACUCGAUCAGUCCACGGGAUUUUAAACAUUAUCCGGUAUAGCCACGUCUCAGAUGCUUCCAAUUUUCUGCACAUAUCGUUCAAGGUCCACUAUUCAACACCAUAAAAAAGGACAGAACACGUAGCAUCGCACCAUUCUCACUUUUGUACUACGAGAGAGGUUGUGGCUCUUAUAACAUAAUAGGUUGUAGUAAUGUGGAGGUGAACCUCGCUAGGGCUAGGAAUACACUAAGUACUCAUAAUAUGUUUAUUUGAUCACUGUUAAAUAUAUCAGUAACUAGUUGGUGGACGAAAGUCUAAAUUUUAACUACAUUGAUGGUUUAAUAAUGAAUGAUGAAUAAUGACUGAUCUCUUUCUUUACUUGCUACGUAUCUAUAAUCAAUCCCAAUUGUUUUUUAUGAUUCCAUGCCUGACUGUGACCAUGAAAUACUAACAGUACCAAAUUGCUGACUCCGUUGUUUUCCAAAACGAGUGAUCUACAUUGAAGAAGCAAUGUCACCUACUUUUACGAAAUCAAAACAAUGCAUGCAACUAAUAUUUGUUUAAUCCUUUAAACUUUAAACAUUAAAUCGAUAUAGGUUACUCUUAUUUUUGAAUGAUAAUAUAAAUCCUGUACACUCUUAAGAAGGCUCCCAUCCAUUGUUAUCCCGUUCAUCAUUUAUUAUUGUGCCGAGGUAGUUGCAAUGCUUCGCUCUUUCUACAGGGGUUUGGUUGACAUACAGUUGAUCUUGUUAUCUUUUUCUUUCUAAUGACCAUAAGCUUUGUUUUCUUUACUUUUACAUAUCUUCUUCUUGUACGGCACUACAGCCCAAAUUGAGCCUUGGCCUCCUUUAUUUUUUGCCUCAACCCUUGCUUGUCUGUGGCUGCUUUUCUCCAUACAAUGACUCCUAAAAGGACUUGUGCGUCGCUGUUUACUGUGUCUUCCCGGCGUUUUCUUGGCUAUCCAACCGGUCUCUUUCCCUACAUUCUAGCAUUCAGUUCUCUUUUUGGUAGCCUAUCCUCUCCCAUUCUUAUCACAUGUCCGGCCCAUUGCAAUCUUUGUAUUCUAAUGAAGUCUGACAGGGGUGCUUCCUUAUAAAGUUGAUAAAGUUCGUUGUUGUAUCGACUUCAGAAGAUUCCGUUUUCCCUUACAGGUCCUAGUAUUCUCCUCAGUACUUUCCUUUCUAAUGUGUCGAGUUUGUUUUUGGAUGUUUCUUUCAGGACCCAGGCUUUUCUGCCAUAGCAUGUUAUUGGUCGAAUUAAAGUUUUAUAGAUUCUCAUCUUUGUAUUUCGGUGGACACUUUUAGACCGAAAUAUAUGGGAGAGGGCAAAAUAAGCUCUGUUUGCCUGCGUUAUUCUCUUCCGUAUUUCUCCGUCUUCUGAUCCGUCGGCAUAUAUUUCUACUCCCAGGUAUGUAAACUUUCCAACCGUUUCAAUGUCAUCUUCAUGUAUUACAUACAACUUUUACAUAUAUUGAGUCCAUAAUAUUGUCUGUAAUACAUAUGACACAAUACUCGUGUAGAUUUUUUCUCUUUUUACUGACUCCUAAAUCACAAAACCAUCCAAAAGUAGAGUUCACUAGCGCAGGUGUAUACUUUUCAACGACGGUAUGCAAAACUAACAGUAAUUUUGAUGUCGACUACUAAUUGGACUAUGUGAUAUUUUAUUUUAAUCUCAUUUUUCCAUUUCUUUGCAUAUUUAUUUUGAAUUGGAGAAGAUUAUAAAGAUUUCUGGUACACACGUUGUAAAAAAUAUCAAUUCUUUCGAUAAAGUACGAUUUUUAUGCCUUCAAAUACAACAAUCUUACAAAAAAACAUUUUUUUUUCGAUGGAAAUGAAAUAUUUUUGAAGGUUAUGUGGAUCAAUAUACAUAAAUAUAAUACUGGCCUAGCCAACUUAGCCGUUGUAUGAAACAAUGUAAAUAGACAUUAUGUCUACGAUAAUUUUGUAUUCUUUUUUGUUAUCUUAUUUAAAAUUGAUAUUUUAUUUGUUACAAGUUAUUAAUAUUGUCAGUGACAAUACUCUGAACGUUGCAAAAUAAUAUUUAUAUACAGGGUGCUUCGAAAAUAGGUAACAGCGUUUCUAAGAUAGGUAAAAAACUGAAAAAUAAUUGGGAUUUACUUAGUAGAAAAAUUUUGUAACGGCAUCCGUUUUCAAAAUACAGGGCGUUAAAAAAAAUUAACACAUUUUUUACGAUUUUGCUGAAACUACUGGCAACAUUGUACCUAAUUAAAUUUGGUGGGUUGUAAGAGAUAGUUAUUGUCCAUUUUUUUAUAUACAGUUAAGAAUGUUAUAUUCAUCAUUGACGCGCAUACGGGUAAUGUUCUGAAUUUUAUAAAGAAAAACAUAGUACGCCACUGAGAUAUGUCAAAUUAAAAAUCAUUUUUGAAUUCCUCGUUCAAUUUGUGUCAAAAAAUCUAGCUUCCCAUUUUUUCUUACGACGCGCCUAUUUUAUGCAAAAAAAUAAAACAUCUUAACACGUACAAAAUAUUCGAAGUUUCUAUACAUUCAUAUAGAAACUUAAUUAAUAAACAAGAAUUGAACGAAGAAUUCAAAAAUUAUUAUUUAAUUAGAAUAUCUCAGUGGCGUAUUAUUUUUUUUAUAAAAUUCAGAUCAUUACUCGUAUAUGCGACAAUGAUGAAUAUAAAAUUCUUAACUGUACGUCAGAAAAUGGACAAUAACUACCCCUUAAAACCCACCAAAUUGCAUUAGAAUGUUACCAGUAGUUUCGGCAAAAUCGUAAAAUAUAUGUAAAUUUUUUUUCUUCGACGCUCUGUAUCUUGAAAACAGAUAGCGUUAGAAAAAGUUUUUUUACUAAUCAAACCCCAAUUAUUUUUUAGUUGUUUUACUAUCCAAGAGAUGGUGUUAGCUUUUUUGAAACACCCUGUAGAAGAUACAAGUUGGUUCAUUAAUAUGUUUAGUAGUAAGUAAAUUUUUUAUGUGCCUUUUAGUGUCUCUUGAUGAAAUCAAGAUUUUAAGUAAAACUAAAAUAUAUUUACUAAUAUGAUAAUUUUAAUGUCGAUAUUUUUCAUUAAAUUUCUUGUCUUGGGUAGAGACCGAUGUUUAUUAUUAAGCAAUCAUUUCACUUCUUGGAACACUUUUGGAAAAUAGAUUUUAUUAGUUUUGAACAAUCAUAAAUUAGUUACAGGCGAAAAUAUGUGCUCAAAAAGCAAAAAUUUUCGAAUUGUUUUUUCAGAUUUUGUUAAAUAAAAAAUUUGUGACUGGACAAAACACUUAAAAACGAGACUUUCUUCUGCUUGCUUAUUAGUAGUCACUUCUCUCUACUCUUCUCUGUCAUGCAGUUUAACAGUGUUUGUAAGUCUUCUGGUGUGUUCGUUAGACAUAUAUUAUCAUCUAGGUAUCAGUUAACAGUCAUACCUUGUUAUCUUUCAUAUAUACUACCGUCCUCAAUUAAAACGCGGUAUCUGCAAAAAAAAUUGAAAAUCGAGUGUUUGCUAUAUGUGGUUUCCUUGUGACCUUAUUUAUGUUUCUGCAAUGUCUGAAAGCCGUAUCAUUUUAUUUACUACCAAAAUAAACAAAUUGGAAUAUGCCGUAUGUGCUAAAUUUCAAUAGUUGCUUAAUUAGAAUGCGUUAUCUACAGAGUACUCAACUAAAAGGCGGUAUGUGCUAGCGAGUAUCAUGUACUUGCCGCGUUUUAAUUGAGCACAGCGCAUAUACCGAGUUUUUAUCAAGACUCGUGUUGCGACCUCGUAUUUUGAACAUUUAUGACAUGUAGGUAUUUUGCGUAAAUAAUAAACAAUUAUAAGCUAUUUAUUUUUCUUUUUUGGUAACUACUCUUCCUGGUAAAAAGUGCUGUUUGUAAAUAAAAUGCAGAUACGGCACUAUGUCUAAUCCAGUAAUAUAUCCGCUACUCAAUUAAAACGCGGUAUAUGACUUUUUAUUUACAGCUGUGAUAAAAACAUGAUUUUUUUAAGAAUAUAUUUUUAAAUAAUGUUCAACUAUCAUUAGAACAUGUUUUGCGUUAAAAAGUUGUCAAAACAUAUAGAUUCCUGAGAAAAAACUUUGAGAGCCGAUUUCUCGGUUUUAAGUUGGUUGCACUUACCGCGUUUUAUUUGAGGACGGCAGUAUAAUAGUUGCUGGAAGAUAUUUAAUAUCUCAUCUGAUAUAUUUUUUCCUACUGUUCCUGAUGACUGCAUCGAAAGUCUACUUGUAAUCUAUAGACAACAGGUGAGACAAGAGUCUCAUUGUCUCACCUGUACCCAUUCCAUUUUUUUUUAAAUCAAACUAUAUUGUCCAUGUUCUCUUCAUAAUUUCUGUAAAUACGGUUGUGAAUGGUUUUCAAAAAUAUUUUUGACUUAUAAGACUGAUUGUCGCUACAAUAUUUUGCAUUUACCUCUUAAGUCGUGUCACAAAGGUAGAAACUGAUCAGUCUUUAUAAAUUUUGACCUUCGGUAGAUUAGUGUUUGUCCUUCUAGAAGUAGUUUUAACAGUUCGAAAUAUAUUUCGUCUGUUCCUUUGUAUUUAUUCAGGAUAAUUUUCCCUUAAUAAUGAUAGUUGAUCCAUUAAUAAUCCAGUAGGCUUUACUUUUAUAGAAUCUGGUAGCAUCUUUCACUUCUUUAUACAUGUUGAAUAGAUGAGGUCUUUCUUCUAGAUUCUAGAUGUCACUGUCUUGAGUUAAUUUUUAAAAUAGCCACAACGUAAAAUCCUUUGAAUGAUAUAUUAUGGCCCUUGCAGAGACAGCGUGACAAACGGAAGGAGGCGCAGAUACAAUAACGAGUUAGAGUCUCUAUUGGGAAAGAAAAAUCUAGUCAGAUGUAUAAAGGCCAAUAGACUCAGAUGGGCAGGGCAUGUGAUACGCAGUAACGAUAAUCGCCUUAUGAACAAUGUGUUCUGGAAAAGGCUAGAUGGAAGGUCUGUAUGACCGCCUAGAAAAAGGUGGAAAGGUGCAGUCAAAGAAGAUCUGGAGAAAAUGGGAGGGAGACAAUGGGAAUUAGUGGCACGGGACCGACAAACAUGGAAGGCAACAGUAAACGCGGCAAAAACUCACGAAGAGUUGUAACGCCAUUGAUGAUGACAAUCCGGUAAUGGCAUAAACAUGAGUUUGUAGUUUUUAUCAUUUUUUGGCCUCUCGAGUUUCCCCACGAAUAGUUUUAAGUCUAUACUCCAGCUCUAGAGAACUUCUAAACAACUAAUGAUUCGGCGAUGAUAUAGUCAUACUAGAAGUAUUUAAGAAUGGCUAGAGAGAUGGUACAGGAACUCGUUGUGGCUACAGAAAAUGUGGGUUUAAAUAUAAACAUCUCAGAAACAAAAAUAAUGACAAAGUUACCCACCCAGAACAUCAGUAUUGGUGUGCAAGAAAUAGAACUCAUAGAUAAAUAUAACUACCUAGGAUAUGAAAUUGUGAUUGGCAAGGAUAAUCAGACCCAUUAACUGAAUAGAAGAAUCUUGGGUGGGCAGUAUAUGGAAAAGUGAGCUGCCCACAGGCCUGAAGAGAAAAGUAUUUGAGCAAUGUACCCUCCCAGUUUUGACAUAUGGAGCAGAAACACUUACCUUAACAAAGACCUCGGCUACUAAACUGAGAGUCACCCAGAGAAGAAUGGAACUAUCCAUGUUAGGAAUAAUUCUGCGAGAUAAAAUAAAAAACAAAAAGAUUAGGAGAAGGAGCAAGGUGACUGACGUUAUCGAAAGGAUAGUCAGUAAAUGGAGUUGAACAGUAAACCUAGCUAGAAUGACAGAUGGGCGAUGGACAAAGAGGAUAUUGGAAUGAAGACCAACGAAAGAUUUUGUCAGUUUAAUAAUUAUUCUAUCAAUAUGUAUUCGCCGUGUGCAAGUUCUUGGAGGGGAUACGAGAAACUAUAGUGCGCGAAUUGCGGAGAAAUCUUGCAACUUUCUUAAAUAAUUCAUAGUGUCAAUUGAAAUUGUCAAAUUGACGUAUAUUUCAUAUCUACUGUCAAUGAAGAAGAAAAAUUAUGUUGCUCCACAAUAUUUAUAUGAUAUGCAAUUAUAUAAUGAAAGUAAAUUUAAUCAAUUGUAUCCCAGGCAACCAAACGACAUUUUUAUAACGUAGAUAACACGCCAUAAAAAUGACCAAUUGACGUGUUUUUAUGACGUAGUACUGACAUUGAAAAUCACGUGUAUUUGUCUCAUUGAUUUGACGUCAUAAUUGUGACGAUUUUAAAACGUAAUCGUAUCUACGUUAUUUUCACGUCGAGAUUGUGACGAUUUUCAAACGUCAAAAAGAUGACGACCUUUAUACGUCGGUAAAAUCACGUCUUUAUUACUUUCAAAAAGUGACCUCUUUCAGAUGUUUCAAAAUAGUAUAAAAAAUAGGUAACAUGAAACCUAUAGGCCUAAGUCCCAUAUGUGUCGAAGAUAUACUACCACUUGUUUAAGAUCGCUUGUGCGCUAGAAGCAACAUUGAUUCUGCAUGAUUGUACCAGCCCUCACAUAGAAUUUUCACUAGUUAUAUAUACCUACUUACUGUGUUAAAACUAAAACAACAUAUACCUAUAUGAAACAUGAAACUAAUAAAUAAUUUAUUAACAAAUUAUCCAGCGUACUCAAUAUCUUAAUUUAACGCUGUCUUAAUAUCUUCAUUUAACGCUUAAUUAAAAACAAAUAAACAUAACCUCAAAUAGUUCUCAAGAAGAAUUACUGCAUUAAACUAACUCACUGAGCAAAAACACAUAAAAAUCUCUUAAUUAAUACGUUUAUUCAACUAAAUAUCUAAAUGAAAAGUCUUAUUUUAUCACACAAAACACAAACCGCGUAAACACUAAAUGAGAAAUUUCUUAUGAACAUUUAGCGUUAUACCUAAACGAAAUUGUAUUGAGUCAAUACAAACAAGCAAGCUCCUCCCAAUUUUGUGACGUCACACUUAGGCUAUCUGAAAUUAAAACGUUUUUUAAACGUAAUUUUAACGUCAUUAAUCUUACUUAUUUAAAAUCACCUACAAAAGACGUCUAUAUGACGUAAUGUUCAAACACGUGUUAUAUUCAACCAAAAACUGACGUUUCCUCAACGUUAUAUGACGUCACUUGGUUGCCUGGGAUUUGGCUUGUAGUACUGCAUUUUAAUAAUUAAUUUUAUUUACUACAUACAAUUACCUUUUAAUAACAUAACCUUAAUAUUACUUUUUCUUUUUAUAAUUUUUUUUGGGCUAUGGCAUUGACAAUAAUUGUCCAGUAACCAGGACCAAUAUAAUUAAAAGUGCGAAAAAUGUUGCCGUGCUAUGAAACCAGGUGCCGCUUUUCCGAACUUGCACGGUCCCAAUAGCCUUAUGGCAUCCAAACCAGGACUUUUAUUUAUAAUAUUUAUAUUACAUAAACGAACUGACGAAGAAACUGUAGUAUAUGAAAAUAAAGAGCUACAUCGCCGCUGAUAGAAAAGAGCGUCUCCCUAUCCUGGUCCGUCAAAAACGAUUGCGCAUCACUAGCUCAGAGAUAAAGUGGAUUGGAGCGGGUCGAUCCCAAUUCCUCAACUGUCAUCAACACGCCUAACUUCACGCGCAACUUUGAUACGAGAAUUAUAAAAAAAUAUGCAUUGAAAUCCACAUCCCGUAAUUUUUUGAGCAUUAUAAAGUGAGUACAAAGACAUACAUAAUUUUUUUUUAAUUUUAUCUCCAAUUUACCUUGUACUUCUCGUUGAUUCUUACCGAUAAGGUAGAGUGGUAACACUGGAACAGGGGAAGUUUUAAUUGUGGAACAGGUUAACAAUUUUGAACGGUCAGACCACGAAAACGGCACAUGUAUUUUGUCCGACAGAACAGACUUAAACUCUCAUGCAAAAAUCAGACUGCUAUUUAUCACCAAAUGGGCGUUUUAAUGAGUGGAACAUAUAGAAUAUGUCAAAUGACAGGUGAUAAAUAGCAGUCUGAUUUUUGCACGAGAGUUUAAUCUCUGUCCGGAGAGUUUAAGUCUGUUCUGUCGGACAAAAUAAAUGUGCCAUUUUCGUGGUCUGACCGUUCCAAAUUUUUAACCUGUUCCACAAUUAAAACUGCCCUUGUUACAGUAUUCCAUUUAUCAAAGUUUAUCCGACUAGACACCCUUAAGCUAUUAACAAAUUUUCAGCUUGCUAUUAAUCAACUUUUUUUUCAUAUGUGCGAUCCAGACCUAUAUUAUGUGUUUCCAAGACUUGGAUUGACUUUUUCAAUUUUAAUAAUUAUUUUAAUUUAGUGAUAAUACGGUUAUACUAAAGACAUAUAGCAUUUGUUUUAAAAUAAAUUUUAUAUGAUGAACCAACCUGUAUUCUAUAUUGUCUAAUAUUUUGUUCAGUUUUGGAUGUUAACAUGUGUGAUAUGAUGUUGCACUUUUUUGUAAAUGUUUUGCAGUUUUCUUUUAAGUGCAUUUUUUGUAUUGUAAGCUUACGAGUUUAUUAAUCAGUUCCACGUUGAACUCUUCUUUGUACUAUAUUAAAAUUAGUUUUAAUUAUUAUUAUUAUUGUAUAGAUAUAGUUUUUAUUGAGGCAACUACCAAAUUGAAUGUAUUUCACUUUCCAAAAAUAUAUAGCCGUUAAUUUA
Molecule: messenger RNA, 15590 nt
Organism: Diabrotica virgifera virgifera (western corn rootworm)
Lineage: Eukaryota; Metazoa; Arthropoda; Insecta; Coleoptera; Chrysomelidae
Gene: Smox
Product: mothers against decapentaplegic homolog 3
Exons: 10
Coding region: 129-1484 (451 amino acids)
Biological process (GO): regulation of transcription by RNA polymerase II; cell differentiation; anatomical structure morphogenesis
Cellular component (GO): heteromeric SMAD protein complex
Molecular function (GO): I-SMAD binding; DNA-binding transcription factor activity, RNA polymerase II-specific; RNA polymerase II cis-regulatory region sequence-specific DNA binding
Source: RefSeq, a predicted model, not a curated record